AUGCCACUUUCACUGUAUCCAGAGCCGGCUAACGCCGAUGGGUUCUCCUACGCCCCCGGUUCAGAGGAGCGCAAGCUUCUCAAAGCUGCCCUGGCUGAGGCCGAAAAAACAACCUUCGAAAUCCCCAGCAUCAUAAACGGCGAACGCCUUUACACCGGCCGGAAGAGUGUGCAGAAGAACCCAUGGAACCACCAUGGCGCCCCGCUAGCGGAGUAUCACGAAGUCGACCGAGAGACCAUCCAGAAGAGCGCCAUCCCCGGCGCCCUGGACGUGCGCCGCCAAUGGGCCAACAUGCCCUUCAGCGACCGCGCCGCCAUCUACAAACGCGCCGCAAAGCUCGUCGAGACCAAGUACAGGUGGAAGCUCAUGGCGGCCACGAUGCUCGGCCAAGGCAAGACGUGCGGGCAGGCAGAGGGCGACUGCAUCACCGAAGUCAUCGACACCCUCAACUUCCACGUCUACUACUGCCACCAGCUCUACCAGCAGCAGCCGCUCAAGCAGUCCGACUCCGCGUACAACAGCCUCGAUUACCGGCCGCUUGAGGGGUUCGUGCUCGCGGUUUCGCCGUUCAACUUCACUGCGCUGGGGGCGCACAUCGCCUUCACCCCGGCCAUUCUCGGGAAUGUCGUGCUUUGGAAGCCGUCGCCGAUGGCUGUGCUGUCGAAUUACAUCCUGUACCAAGUCAUGGAGGAGGCCGGGCUGUCCAAGGGGGUGGUCCAGUUCCUUCCCACGGCAGACCCCACAGUUGUGGUCGAGCCCGCGCUGGCGAGCCCGCAUUUCUCUGGCCUUCAUUACACGGGAUCCUCGGCGGUUCUGAAGAGCUUGUUCGCGCAGAUUGGGACCAACACGCAGGUCUACAAGACCUUUCCACGUAUCGUAGGCGAGAGCGGCGGCAAGAACUUCCACCUGGUCCACAACUCGUGUCGCGAAGACGUUGACUGGGUUGCUUCCGCUGCAGUCCGCUCAGCCUUUGAAUUCCAAGGACAAAAGUGUAGCGCGCUGUCGCGUCUGUAUGUUCCCAAGUCGAUGUGGGAGCAGGGCGAUCUCAAGGCGGCGUUGCUGAGAGAGGCGGCCAAGAUGACGCAUGGCGACGACGUCAAGCAACUCCACCACCCACUUGGGCCGAUAGUUUCCGAGGCAGCUUUCGAACGAUUCGGCGAGUUCUUGGAGAAUGCCCAGAAGGAUGGCCACCGGCUUCUCUUCGGAGGCAAGAGGGACGGUAGUAAAGGCCUCUUCAUUCAACCGGCCAUUCUGGAGGCCAACCAGGACGACAAGGCCGCCGCAUCUGAUCUCCUUACGCGGGAGCUCUUUGGGCCGUUGUUUGCUGUGCUAACUUACGACGAUACCCUGCCGAACAGCCUCGAGGACGUAUGCGACCUCAUUGACUCCACGAGUGAGUACGGCUUGGCGGGGUCUUUCUUCUCGCGCGACAGAGAUGCCAUCAGGAUUGCGAAUGAGAGAUUGAGAGACUCGGUGGGCAUGUUCUGCAUCAAUGACAAGUGCACUGGGGCAGUCAUCGGGGCGCAUCCGUUUGGAGGCGCAAGAUCCAGCGGGACGAACGACAAGGCGAACUCGGUCAAUGUUCUUCUGAGGUUCUCAAGCAUCCGGACUGUUAAAGACUCUUUCGAGAGUUCUAGUAGCACCCUUAGCGCUUGCCAUAUCGCGGAAUGA
This is a messenger RNA of Colletotrichum siamense, 1671 nucleotides long. RefSeq names its product Delta-1-pyrroline-5-carboxylate dehydrogenase (gene pruA). Lineage: Eukaryota; Fungi; Ascomycota; Sordariomycetes; Glomerellales; Glomerellaceae. The record is from RefSeq and is a predicted model, not a curated record. Gene Ontology annotation, molecular function: L-glutamate gamma-semialdehyde dehydrogenase (NAD+) activity. Gene Ontology annotation, cellular component: mitochondrial matrix. The coding region runs from base 1 to 1671 and encodes 556 amino acids. The transcript is spliced from 2 exons.